Molecule: messenger RNA, 1110 nt
Organism: Penicillium longicatenatum
Lineage: Eukaryota; Fungi; Ascomycota; Eurotiomycetes; Eurotiales; Aspergillaceae
Product: glutamine amidotransferase subunit DUG3
Exons: 4
Coding region: 1-1110 (369 amino acids)
Source: RefSeq, a predicted model, not a curated record
AUGUGUCGUUUUCUUAUUUACAAAGGCCGCAAUGAGAUUCGUCUCAGUAAGCUGGUUACAGAGCCCAGUCAUUCCAUUCUGACUCAGUCCUACGACUCACGGUUAAGAUUGGACAAUCGCCGCCCAGUGAAUGGUGACGGCUUCGGCGUGGGCUUCUACACCGACCCUGCACUCGGCCCAGAGCCCUGCAUUUUCACAUCGACAAUCCCAGCCUGGAACUGUGAGAAUCUAGAGCGUCUCGCCGCAAAGACAUGCUCAAAUCUUGUCUUCGCGCAUGUCCGCGCCACCACAGAGGGAAACCUCGCAGAGAUCAACUGCCACCCGUUCCAACACCAGACGCUGAUGUGGAUGCACAACGGCGGCAUCGGCGGAUGGACCUACAUCAAGCGUGCGCUAGCAUCUUCUCUUGGGGACAAGUGGUUCCUUGGUGUGAAAGGCAGCACUGAUAGUGAAUGGUCUUUUGCUCUGUUCCUUCAUCUGCUGGAGCAAGAGGGCGUGGAUCCCAGCUCGGAUCCUGGGCCUGAGGGCUUUGGGCAGGCGUUGCUGCGGAAAGUCAUGAUAAAGACAAUUGCGCGCAUAAAUGAGUUUACGCGCGAGGCUGUGGCGAGGCAUAAUGUUACUGAUGUGGAGACACGCUCGUUGCUCAAUUUUGCAGUGACGGAUGGUCAUUCUGUUAUUUGCACGAGGUAUAUCAGCAGUAAGACUGACGAGCCGGCUAGUUUGUAUUUCUCUUCAGGAACGAAGUGGAAGGAGGGGAAGACGAAGGGUCAUUACAAGAUGGAGCGCCAUGAUAAGGGUGCUGAUAUUGUCUUGGUGGCUAGCGAGCCGAUUACUUUCGAGAGACACAAUUGGGUCUCUGUCCCUACGAACUCGGUAGUCACUAUCCACAAACAGACAGUCCUACUUCACCCCAUCUUGGAUGAAUUUUACAGCGAGGAUAUGAAUCACGAUCGAUCAUCUUGCUAUGCUUCUUCGAAAGGCCUUGUCAGCACCGCACCUGGCAAGACAGUACCGCCGAAAGAAAAAGAAAACUGGACCCCGUCGCCAGGUGGCAACAAUCCUGAUUUAGAAGCAUCUCGACUGGGACAAUCCUCCGAGUGCACCGUAUAA